Solanum tuberosum (potato) is the source of this 836-nucleotide messenger RNA. RefSeq names its product B3 domain-containing protein REM17-like. The transcript has 6 exons. Lineage: Eukaryota; Viridiplantae; Streptophyta; Magnoliopsida; Solanales; Solanaceae. The coding region runs from base 186 to 767 and encodes 193 amino acids. The record is from RefSeq and is a predicted model, not a curated record. Gene Ontology annotation, molecular function: DNA binding.
AGUCAUUGCAACAGAGAGUAUGCAGAGUAUCUGCAGGAAGAAGAGGGCAAUAAUGUUGAAGAGACUUCGAAGAAAGUGGAAAAAGAAGCUGCUACUCACAGCUCUUGGGGUCAAUCUCAUUUUGAGUGCAUUGUUAGACCAUAUUCCGUUUCAAAGGGUUUCUUGCGCUUCCUAAACAAUUUGCAAUGGAAAACGGUCUCUUCAACAAGAAAUGUGGUCUGAUUAUCAGAGACGAAAGACAAAGAUCGUGGAAUUUAAGGCUUGUUACCUAUGAUUCAAGUGUCCGUGUAUUUGGUGGAUGGAGUGACUUCUGCGCUGUGAAUAACUUGAAGGAGGGAGAUUAUAUGAUGUUUGAGGUUGUUGCUAAUGGAGAAAAACCUAUAUGGAAAUUUCACUAUCUUAGGCAUAAGACGUCGGACAUGACUACUCUGAUAUCGCAAACACCAGCUUCAACAUCUGCUGAUGCCAACCCUCAUUUUAUAUCCACUAUCAAACGUUACACCUUCACAAAAGCUAUUUUGUAUUUUCCGAUGCGUUUUGUGAAAUCAAAUGGCUUGAUGAGUAGAAGUGAGAUGAUUCUUGUCGAUGGAAAGCAGAGAUCAUGGUCAGUGUGGCUUGGGCAAAUGGAAAACCACUUUGGAAUUAAAUGGGGAUGGCCACAGUUCAGAAAAGCAAAUGGUUUUCAAGAAGGAGAUACUUACAAGUUUGAACUCACCAACAAUGGCACAAUACCUAUAAUUCAUAUGAGUAAAUAUUCUGGGAAUUAAGGAUGCCAAUUGCCAAGCAACACAGAAGUCAUUGCAGAUGAUAUGAAGCAUUUGAUGAUGGGCAAAGAA